CAGAAAGCGACGCCGAGGUGGGUAUCAAUCUACUGGCUGUCCGCCGUCGUCUUUUGCCUGUUCGCUGCGGGGUCCAUUCUCGAUAUUCCUUUAACGCAACUCAUCGAGGACAACAUUUGCAGUCGAUAUGCUCAACAAGGUACUACAACUGACAGGCACUGCAAAACUGAUGAUAUACAGUUCAAGUUGGCCUAUCUCAAUGGCAACCUCCCCCUCGUGGAGGCAGUAGUCGGUAUAGAUCGCCCUGCUAUCGACAUUUGCAUGAAAAUUUCCGAGCUGACUCAUUGCUCAAGAGCGAUAUUCGAAUUCCAUUAUUCUAUCGAAGAUGGGAGCUUUACUUACCUUGGCCUGGGAGUCCGCUGUUGUUGCGUUUACAAAGUAGUUCGAGUCCAGGCAAUUUUGGCUGGUACGCUGUUUACGGUAGUUGUAGGUGGAAACACAUUGCUCCUCGCUAAUUUGUACUCGAUCGCAUCAGAUUUGGUGGCUCAAUCAGACAGGGCAUCCGCUUUCUUCCUGGUGGCAUUUUCCAGCCUAGUGGGAGCCUCUCCUGGCCCAGGGCUCCAAGCUGCUUUUGCGAUAUCGCAAUCCAGGCGUCAAGGAUCUAAUAUUCGAGCGUGCAUCGGUUGCAUGUGCCGCUGUCGGGGCACUUUGCAUGGCGGGGCCAUAGAUAGGGAUGGUAAUGGCCGGGCUGGCAGUGCAUAG
Molecule: messenger RNA, 702 nt
Organism: Penicillium cinerascens
Lineage: Eukaryota; Fungi; Ascomycota; Eurotiomycetes; Eurotiales; Aspergillaceae
Exons: 3
Biological process (GO): transmembrane transport
Cellular component (GO): membrane
Molecular function (GO): transmembrane transporter activity
Source: RefSeq, a predicted model, not a curated record